Dictyostelium discoideum AX4 is the source of this 1053-nucleotide messenger RNA. RefSeq lists its product as hypothetical. The record is from RefSeq and is a predicted model, not a curated record. The transcript has 2 exons. NCBI's taxonomy places the organism in Eukaryota, Evosea, Eumycetozoa, Dictyosteliales, Dictyosteliaceae. The coding region runs from base 1 to 1053 and encodes 350 amino acids.
AUGAUAUUUAAUAGAAUAAAUUCAAGUAUAAUAAAAACAACAAACUUUUUAUUUAAUAAUAAUAAUAAAAAUGUUUUAAAGAAUUUUAAAAUAUUUUAUAGUAGUGGAAUAAAUUCAACAUUACCUUCAUCAUUAUCAAAUAAUAUAAACAAUUUUAAAAACAAUAAUAAUGAUUUAUUUAAAACAUUUGAUAUUGAAAAAAUUAAAAAGGAAUAUGAAAAUAAUAAUGAAAGUGGUAUAAUUGAAUAUUAUGAAUCAUUUAUUGAUGAUUUUGCAAAGAAAGAAACAAGAUUGAUGAAUUGGGAUUCGUCUCAUUGGGCAUCUUUUAAAGGUCAUAAAGAAUAUUUAAAAUUAUUAUUAGCAGAUGGUAAACAGCAAAAACCUGAUAAAUUUGGUGUAACAUCAUUACAAAUUGCAAUUCAAAGAGGAUUUUUCGAUAGUGCUAUAUUAAUUGUUGAAAGUGGUCUAGUUGAUCCAAAUCAAAGGGAUACUAAACCUGGUAUUAGAUUAUCACCAUUACAUUUAUCAUUAAAUCAUUCAAAUCCAUCAAUUGAUUUAAUUAAAUUAUUAUUAAAAAAAGGUGCAAAUGUUAAUCAAGAAUCAACUGAUAAAAGAACACCUUUAUUCCGUGCUUGCCAACUUUCAAGAGAAGACAUCAUUCAAUUACUAUUAGAAUAUGGUGCAAAUAUUAACAUUCAAGAUAAUCCAAAAACUAAUGGUUGGGAAUAUUAUAGAGUUUCAACUCCUUUACAUAUUUCAGUUUCAAAAGGUGAUUACAAUAUUGUAAAAUUAUUAUUAGAAAAAGGAGGUAAUGCAAAUUUAAGAUUAAUGGAUGAUUGUGGUGAAAGUUUACUUCAUGUUGCAGCAUUAAAUGGUGAUAUAGAAAUGUCAAAAUUAUUAAUUGAAAAUGGUGCUGAUUUUAAUGCAUUGGAUUGUUAUGAAGCAACACCAUUAGAUUAUGCACAAUCUGGUUAUCAAUCUAAUUUAGAAUAUGUUGAAUUUUUAAAAUCAAAUUAUAAAAAUAUUAAAAAUGGAAAAGGAAGAAAAAUGUAA